Gamsiella multidivaricata is the source of this 846-nucleotide messenger RNA. Its product is annotated as eukaryotic porin/Tom40. The annotation marks the transcript as partial. Gene Ontology annotation, molecular function: transmembrane protein transporter activity. Gene Ontology annotation, cellular component: mitochondrial outer membrane translocase complex; mitochondrial outer membrane. Gene Ontology annotation, biological process: protein import into mitochondrial matrix. The record is from RefSeq and is a predicted model, not a curated record. The transcript has 5 exons. Lineage: Eukaryota; Fungi; Mortierellomycota; Mortierellomycetes; Mortierellales; Mortierellaceae.
CUCAACCUGCCCAAUCCCGGCACCUACGAGGGUGUCAACCGCGAAGUCAAGCACACCUUCUUGACAAACCAUGUCUUUGACGGAGCUCGCUGCGAUAUCACUAAGGUCCUGACCCCUAACUUCCAGGUCACGCACUCGUUCGCCAUGGGUGCUGCUGGUGCGCCCUCGAGCUACAACUUUGGCACCGCCUUCAUCGGCCAACAGUCGUUCUUGUCGGGCAACUUGGACACAGAUGGCAAUGUCCAGGCCAGAGCCAACUACGCAUGGAGCACCACCAACGUCUCCAAGGUCCAGGCGCAGCUGUCAACGACCCCAGGACACUCAAUGUUGCAGGUUGAGCAGGAUUACAAUGGUCAGGACUUUAACCUUAACCUCAAGGGCGUCAACCCCUCCCCUGUUGAGGGCACCGGUAUCUUCAUCGGCUCGUACUUGCAGUCCGUCACACAAAACUUCGCUCUCGGUGCUGAGGCUGUCUAUCAGCGCCCUACUCCCGGCCAGGAGGAGACCAUCUGGUCCUAUGUUGCCAAGUAUACCGGAAAGGACUAUAUUGCGACAGCACAAUACCAGGGCUUUGGAGCACUCCAGGCGGCCUAUUAUUUGCGCUACUCGGAGAAGGUCGAUUUCGGCACGGAGAUCCAGUUGGUCACUGCGGGCGGUCGCCGUGAUGCGAUCGCGACCGUCGGUGGUAAAUUUGAGUUCAGAAGAUCGACCUUCAGAGGACAGGUCGAUACCACAGGAAAGGUGUCUGCGGUCUUGGAGGAAAAGAUCGUACCCGGAUUCUCAUUCCUUGUCAGUGGAGAGAUGGAUCAUGGCAAGGGCCAGAGCCGAUUCGGUGUUGGUAUGAUG